Penicillium malachiteum is the source of this 222-nucleotide messenger RNA. RefSeq lists its product as uncharacterized. The transcript has a single exon. The record is from RefSeq and is a predicted model, not a curated record. NCBI's taxonomy places the organism in Eukaryota, Fungi, Ascomycota, Eurotiomycetes, Eurotiales, Aspergillaceae. Bases 1 to 222 code for a protein of 73 amino acids.
AUGUUAGAUUGCUCCCGACCGGUUGAAUAUGACAACGAGCGGAGUCUGGACGACAAUUCCAGCUCCGACGUGAGCGAGGUCUUUUCGGAUAUUGAAUCUGAUAGCGACUCUAACACUGACCUGGAACUUGAUAGCGAGAAUUUAGACAACAAUGAUGAUGAGCUCGACGGCACUCUUUUCAGCGAUGAGGGCCAACUGUCUCCGGAAUACUACUUGGCUUAA